AUGACGAGUGGGAAUGGACGGAAGCCCCUUAUGAGCUUCCUACGACUACGAACGACCAUUCAAGAACAGCUACAGAUUGAAGAAGCCCUUUUUCGUGUCGAGUCGCAGCGUAAUUGGUUUAUUUACAACGAUGAACAUGCACCAGCGACAAUUGUUAUGGGCAUUUCAGGCAAACCAGACCAAUUGUUGCAUCAGAAUGCCGUGAAACGAGACAAGAUUCCCGUACUCAAGCGUUUUAGUGGUGGUGGCACUGUCAUUGUCGAUCACAAUACGAUCUUCACUACCUUUAUCUGUAAACAGGAAGACUUUCCAAAGGUUAAGCCAUUUCCACGAGAUAUCAUGACUUGGUCACAACAAGUCUUUGCACCUUUCUUUUCGCGGAUCUGUCACAAAGACUUGAAAUUCUCGCUACGAGAGGAUGACUACGUCUUUAACGACCGCAAAUUUGGCGGGAAUGCUCAAAGUUUGUCGAGAGGGCGCUGGCUGCACCAUACCUCGUUCUUAUGGGACUUUGACCCAAAGAACAUGGAGUAUUUGACUAAUCCAGCACGCCAGCCAAAGUAUCGCCAGCAGCGAAGCCAUCACGAGUUUCUGUGUCCAUUAAAGGAUGUACUAAGGAAGGAAUGGGCGAAUCGUGAAAAGUUCGAGAGCGAGCUUUAUGCAGAACUGACGCAUCUUUUUGAGGUUGAAAACGUCGAGCUUGACGACAUCAAACAUUUUCUGGAAAAAGAGCAUCGAAAGUCCACCCGCUUUCUAGAGCUGUAG
Peronospora farinosa is the source of this 765-nucleotide messenger RNA. NCBI's taxonomy places the organism in Eukaryota, Oomycota, Peronosporomycetes, Peronosporales, Peronosporaceae. The record is from the annotation of a GenBank genome assembly.